Molecule: messenger RNA, 1134 nt
Organism: Fomitopsis serialis
Lineage: Eukaryota; Fungi; Basidiomycota; Agaricomycetes; Polyporales; Fomitopsidaceae
Exons: 16
Coding region: 1-1134 (377 amino acids)
Source: RefSeq, a predicted model, not a curated record
AUGUCUCGUCGGGAAUGCGACAGCAGGGCCGAGAACUCUGCGAAGCUGACCACCAAUUCAAUGAUCAUGCUUGUGCAAAUGACCAGUGGCACUUCGGUGAACAACUGGUACACCUUGUGUACUACUCUCUACUACCCUCGACGUGCAUACGAGGCUAACAUCAAGGCUCGAGUGCACCAAAUCGUCUCCGCCCACAUCAAGAUGAGUAACAAACUCGAUGGGCUUACUGUGGCACGAGUACCUGCCCAUCAAAUUCUGAGACUGUUAUGGAAGGUCAGCUAUAUCGGGCAAGCACCAUUCACCGACAACAAGGGUGGCGAAUUCGGCUCGGUAGUUAAGGCGAGCAUCACGUUAAAGGCCAGUAGGAGAGCGGACGUACCACUCCCGGCCCCCACUAUGCUUCUCCUCUCACUCGCAUGUGUCGAUCACCCAAUCAUCCUGAUAAUCUCCAGUGGCGGCCCCGGCGCAAGCUUCAUCCAACAACUCAAUCAUACAUAUGACAGUUGCCGAGUGAACGGUUACGUCGGGAGCAAUCGCAGUGCACACACCGGGUUGGUCGUGCCUCACGCUGCGCUGGCCUCACACGCGUCGGGAAUCCAAGUCGACUUGGAGCUGGACAACGCCGUCCGCCGAGCGAUGUACCACGCCCACCAUGCGGAAGAACGCGCGAGGGCUCUUCUGUUCCAGUCCAGGCUUCUGUCCACGUCAACCGAUCCAGGCUCCGGUCGCUGCGAUGCCAAGGACAAGGUGCGACAUCGACCAAGGUCUUGCGGUGCUCGGAACUACAAUAUAUAUAUGGAUCGACGUCCGGCGAGCGAUGUCUUGAUCGACGUCCGGCGAGCGACGUCUGAGGCCAGGUGCGAGGUCGGUGUCUACCGAGUUCGUGAGCAACAAGUCCUUCGUACCUUCAAGGACAUUGAGCUCAAGGGCAAUGAACAAUCGCCGUCCGACAAGCGGGCGAUCGUGAGCGGUGAGCAGACGACUUUGCGCGACGGCAGUGUCCCGCGUCAGGUCGGGUGUAGCACUCAAGACGCGACAGCGGGCAUCCGUCUACCGUUUACUGUUCGCGUCCCGCAGGCGGACGAGUUUGCGUUGUCUGGUGAGUUGCCUGCCGUGCAUUUUUGCGUCAAGUGA